Molecule: messenger RNA, 3752 nt
Organism: Cannabis sativa
Lineage: Eukaryota; Viridiplantae; Streptophyta; Magnoliopsida; Rosales; Cannabaceae
Product: filament-like plant protein 7
Exons: 6
Coding region: 431-3520 (1029 amino acids)
Source: RefSeq, a predicted model, not a curated record
CCACUCCCCAAUCCAUAUAUACCAACAACUAACUCUCGUAGAUCAUCAAAUUGUCUCCAACGUACUCUGUCUCUUGUGUCUAUUACUACCUGAGAUACUAAACACAGUUCUCCUUUUGUGGGUUCUCCUUUGACUCUCUUUUUCUCCCUUUUUCUUUCUUAUUCUUCCUUUUUUUUUCUCUCGUGAAUUAUUAUUAUCACUCCUCAGUAAACUGUCGGUGGGUGCAAGCAAGCAUCCUAUGACAAGUUAACACUCAAUGCUUCCUUCCACCAGUUUAGGCUAGUUUUCUUUUCUUUUUGACUUUAAUUAUCUAAACGUUAUGAUAUGAACACUUUUCUAUGCUCCACCUCUGUUUUUAAUCAGCACAUAAGUUGAUUAUGUUUGUAUUUUCAUCUUACACUUUACUUACUUACCCAGAAAAAUAUAUAUCAUGGAUCACAAGUCAUGGCUUUGGAGGAAAAAAUCAUCUGAGAAGACAAUUUUGGCAGCUAAUAAAGUUGGUAAUCCUGAGGUGCAAAAGAUUCCAACAGAAAAAGGAGUUGGAUCUGAAACUGGUAAAACUCUGAAUGAGAAGUUAGCUUUAGUCAUACUAGAUUCUCAUGUUGAACAUAAUCUUGUGGCGAAAAACGCGAAAAUAACUCAAGAAACCAUGAAAGGCCAAGAGCAGGUUGAGCCUCUAAAGCAGGAGCCAGAUGAAGCUUUGAAGAAGGGAGUGGCUGCUAAUGAAAGAUUCAGUAAUUCAGAUGCUGCACAUAGAGAAUGCAAACGGCAAUUAAUCUUUGUCGAAGAGGAGAUUGAGAAAAAGAUACAUGACGCGGUGAUAUUGGCGUCGAGAGAAUAUGAGAAGGCUCAGAAGAAGUUAGAGGAGAAAUUAGCAAAGGCAAGUAAACAGCUCACAGAUAUAGCUGUUGAGAAUUCUAACCUUACCAAGGCUCUUCUUGUGAAAGAAAAAGUUGUUGAAGAUUUGAACAGACACAAGUCUCAAUCUGAUGCAGAGUUUAGUGCAUUGAUGGCUAGACUAGAUUCUACUGAGAAGGAAAAUGCUUUUCUGAAAUAUGAGUUUCACAUGGUUGAAAAAGAGCUGCAGAUUCGUAACGAAGAAAUGGAGUAUUAUCGCCAGUCUGCUGAUGUAUUACAGGAGCAAAAUUUAGAGUGUGUGAAGAGAAUCACAAUGUUAGAACAAGAAUGCCAAAAACUACGCUCUCCUAUGCGAAAGCGUCUUCCUGGUCCUCUCGGUUUGUCUAGGAAUAUGAAGAGUGAAGUUCAAGUGAAUGGAAGAAACCAGACAGAGAUGAUGAGAAGAAGAAAGCUUAGUCCUACAAAAGAUUUGAUUGUUAGAGAUGCUUCCAUAGAUAAUUCCUCAGAAAUUAUGAGCAAGGAUGUGCAUUUCGUGUGUGAAAGAUUGCGGUUUGUUGAAGAAGAAAAUGAAGCCCUUAAAAAGAUUUUAAACAUGAAGAGUCCUGAACACAAUUUGUCAAGAGCCAUACAUACAGAAACAGCUUCCAAAGGCCAGAAAUCAAUGGAGCUGUCAAAAUCUAAUCCUUUAGCAAAGAAACUUUUUGUGUCCACAGAUUUUGACAUGAAAAGUGAAAAUGGAUUCAGAUCUUCUGGAUCUUGGGCUAGUGCUCUAAUUUCUGAAUUGGAACAAUUCAAAAAUGGGAAACUUGGAGAUCCACCAAACCGCAAAGCCUUUGAAGGUUCAGACAUUAGCUUAAUGGAUGAUUUUGUUGAAAUGGAGAAAUUGGCAAUAGUUUCUGCUGACACACUAACUCAUGGGGAUCUGGUUCCGGUUGCAGAAGCUCUCUCCCAUUGUGCUGAGAGGAACAUGGAGCAGCACAAAGAUGAUGACAAAUCCUUUGACUGGCUUCAGGUUGUUCUCAAUGCAAUGAUUGAUCAAAAACAUGUUUCCAAAAGAAGUCUAGAAGAGCUACUUGAUGAUAUCAAGUUUUCUGUUGGUUAUAUUAACCGGCCAACUAACCAUCAACCAAAGUCUAGGACUCCAACAGAAACUGAUCUUUGGAAUUCACCAAAAAGAUCAACAGUCCUAAAUUCUUUGACUGGAGCUCUGAGUGUCGAAACCUCAGCUGAGGUAGGCGGGAACCAGCACAUUCAGCGUAAUCUGAGUAAAUCAAUCUGCAAAAUCAUUAAGCUAAUUCAAGACACCAGUCCAGGAUCUGUAAUUGGGAACUGUUCUCCUGAUAAACCUUCAGCUGACUACUACAUUCAUGUUUUUCAAUGGAAAUGGUCAGAACUAAAUGCUAUGCUACAAAGGUUUAUCAACACCUGUGAUGAUCUGCUGAAUGGGAAUGCCCGUGUUGAAGAUUUUGCAGAAGAGGCAGCAUCGACUUUAGACUGGAUUUUGAAUAACUAUGUGGCCCCCAAGGAGGCUGCAAGUGCAAGGGACAAAAUCAAGAAGCAUUUCGGUUUGGAUGAUACACAAGGUGAAAAUGAUGAGCAAGUAUGUCUACCAAGUGGGGAAUCGCAAGGCGUUGGAUCUGAAAAACACUCAUUGGGUUGGCCCUUGGUUGCUUUUGGAGAAGGACAACAAGCUUUGAUCAAAGUGGAUAACAUUCCUUCGACGUUACAAGAAGAAAACAACAAAUUGAGAAAUGAACUCGAGAAUAUUAUAUCUGUAAAGAAUGAGAUGGAAGUUAUGCUACAUUCAGCGAAAGAAAGAAGUGAAGCGUUGAUGAAACAGCUCCAAGAAUCGCAACAAAGAGUGGGAAGCUUGCAAGCCGAACUGGAGACUAUGAAAGAAACGAAAGGGUCAAUUGAAGACGAGAUUGAAAAUGAGAAGUUGAUUAGUGAAGACCUUGAUACUCAACUCAGUGUUGCCAAAGCUAAACUGAAUCAAGUUUACCAAAAGGUCUCAUCUUUAGAGGUUGAAUUAGAGGACAAACGUAACUGUUGUGAAGAGUUAGAAGCAACAUGUCUUGAGCUUCAACUCCAACUUGAAAGUGAUGCAACAAAAGAAACUACAGAUUUCAAAAACCAAGAGGAAAAACAAUCUCAAAAUGAUUGGGAGAUCACAACAGCUUCAGCAAAGUUGGCAGAGUGCCAAGAAACAAUUGUCAACCUGGGAAAACAGCUGAAAGCACUGGCUUCGCCGAGGGAAGCAGCACUCUUAGAUAAGGUAUUCUCCACCACGAGUGAAACGCCCGUAGCCAACAAAGAUAAGAGGUUAAGCAAGCGAUCCUCGCUACGUGAUAAAAUGCUGGCCGAGGAUGAUGUUAAAGCUGAGGUUGUCAGUUCUCAAAAUGUCAAAGAAAUGUCAAGCAAUGUGGAAACCGAUGAAAAGCCAUCUCAAUCAGAUAGCAUGAAUGCAAUCGAUUCUCCUAGUGUCCCGGCACAUACUACAUUAGCAUGUCAUAGCUCAAGUUGCAAAAUCAGUAACAAUGCAGCUGGGGCUUUGGCUAUUGUGCCAAGCAAGAAGAAGGGAGGUUUUGAUUUGCUGCGGAAGCUUCUGCGAAGGAGAAAGAAGGGACAGAGUCACAAAUCUCGGUUUCCAGCAAAAGUUUGACUAACAGAUUAGAACAAAAAAAUAAAAAUUAAAGAAAGAAGAGUUACAUUGCCAUGGAGGCAAUGAGAAAAGGAAGCUCAUUUGAGUUGUUCUUGAUUAACUGUGGUGUCUCAUUUUAGAGACAGAAAGAGAGAGAGAGUGUGUGUGCUAUGAUUCUGUAAACAUGGGUGGUGAUGUGUAUAUGUAUAUUUGUUGUUUUGAAAAGAAAAGAAAUUGAGUUGAGAACCAGAAA